AUGACAAUUCCUAGAAUUAAUAAAAGACAAGUACACAGAAUAAAUGUACAAACUAAUAAUCCUGAAGAAUAUUUUCACAUAUCGGUUUUUAUUCCAUACUUAGACUCUUUUAUAAGUCAAUUAAAAUCUAGAUUUCUUAAUCAUAUUGAUAUUUUGUCAAGUUUUUACUCUCUUUUCGACGAAGAAUUAAAAAAAUUAGCUGAAUUUUACGAAGAAGAUUUAAAGUUCCAACUGUGGCAAAGGAAACUUAAAAAAUUGGAUAAAAAACCAAAAAAUUCAAUUGACGCACUGAAGUUGUGUAAUGCACACGUAUAUCCGGGAGUUAAUAAGUUAUUUCAAAUUUUGUCUACACUUCCUAUAUCUACGGCUUCAAACAAACGGACUUUUUCAUCACUAAAAAGAAUUAAAACAUAUCUACGAAAUACAAUAUCUGAGAAAAGACUAAAUGGAUUGGCCAUGUUAAAUAUUCACAGGGAAGUUGAAAUUACUGUCGAUGAAGUGAUAGAGGAGUUGAAAAAAAAAUCGAGACGACUGGUUUUAUUUUAUAACAAUACUUGA
This is a messenger RNA of Macrosiphum euphorbiae (potato aphid), 558 nucleotides long. NCBI's taxonomy places the organism in Eukaryota, Metazoa, Arthropoda, Insecta, Hemiptera, Aphididae. The record is from the annotation of a GenBank genome assembly.